UAUGCUUACAAAGUUUUGGAUCUUCUUCCAUAUGUUGGCACCUUUUUCUCAUGUCUCAGAGCAGUAUGGUUUGGUUACAAAGGGAAUAGCAAAGAAGCUGCAAUAUCAGCUAUGAAUGCUUUUCAAGGGUCAGUUUGUGAUGCUUUCUUGAUAGCAGGUCUAAAAGAACCCCUUCAAAUAUCUGUAAUCCAUAAAAUUGCAGAUGAAGUGUCUGACAUUAUAAUAAAUAAGGCCUUUGAUGUAGAACAAAAUAUAAAACGAGCUAUAGAUGCCGCAGAAUAUCUUUAUAAAUAUAAAAAGUAUGAGGACACUUGGAAUAUUUAUUCAGAAUUAGCCAAGACAGAUAAUAUUAAAUUAGAUGUAUUAAAACGAAUAGCAAAUUAUUAUAACAAUGAAUAUGUCAAAAAGGAUGAAAGACUUAUCUUUGAAAUUGCAUUAAAAUUAUACAGGUAUAAUGAUGUUAGAAAAAAUAAGAACAAGGCUAUUGAACUUAUUAUAAAAGAUAUAACACAAAGUUGA
This is a messenger RNA of Dentiscutata erythropus, 519 nucleotides long. The record is from the annotation of a GenBank genome assembly. Lineage: Eukaryota; Fungi; Glomeromycota; Glomeromycetes; Diversisporales; Gigasporaceae.